Ceratotherium simum simum (southern white rhinoceros) is the source of this 936-nucleotide messenger RNA. Lineage: Eukaryota; Metazoa; Chordata; Mammalia; Perissodactyla; Rhinocerotidae. The record is from RefSeq and is a predicted model, not a curated record.
AGAAUGGAGAGAGAAAACUGCUCCUCUUUGACUGAAUUCAUUUUCUUGGGAAUUACUAAUAACCCUGGGAUGAAAGUGACCCUAUUUGCCAUGCUUCUAGUUAUUUAUCUCACUAAUCUUCUGGCAAAUCUUGGGAUGAUCAUUUUAAUUAGAAUGAAUUCCCAGCUGCACACAGCAAUGUACUUCUUCCUCAGCCACCUCUCUCUCUGUGACCUCUGCUAUUCCUCAGCAAUUGGACCCAAGAUGCUGGUGGACCUUUUAGGCAAAAACAAAUCAAUCCCCUUCUAUGGCUGUGCUCUGCAAUUCUUCGUCUCCUAUACCUUUGCAGAUUCUGAGUGUCUACUGCUGGCAGUGAUGGCCUUUGAUCGGUACAAGGCCAUUAGCAACCCCUUGCUUUACAGAGUCAACAUGUCCAGCAGAGUGUGCCUCCUGCUCAUGGCUGGAGUUUAUCUGGUGGGAAUGGCAGAUGCUUUGAUACACAUGACAUUAACAUUCCGCUUAUGUUUCUGUGGGUCAAAUGAGAUUAACCAUUUCUUCUGUGAUAUCCCUCCUCUCCUAUUGCUCUCAUGCUCAGAUACAGAGGUCAAUGAGUUAGCAAUAUUCACUAUUUUUGGCUUCAUUGAACUAAGUGCCAUUUCAGGAGUUCUUGUCUCUUAUUGUUAUAUCAUCCUGGCAGUGAUAAAGAUUCACUCUGCUGAGGGCAGGUUCAAAGCUUUCUCCACCUGCACGUCCCACUUAACUGCUGUGGUCAUUUUCCAGGGAACUAUUCUCUUCAUGUAUUUCAGGCCGAGUUCUUCCUACUCCCUAGAUCAAGACAAAAUGACCUCACUGUUUUACACUCUUGUGAUUCCCAUGUUAAACCCUCUGAUUUAUAGCCUACGGAACAAGGAUGUGAAAGAGGCCCUAGAAAAAUUGAAAAGUAAAGGAUGGUUUUAA